AUGUUGAUAGUGAAUUUUUUAAAAGCCGCAUCGCGAGCCCGCGCCGCGCUCGGGCAGCAGAAGGGCCUGCUGCAGCUGUGGACGCGCUCGGGCUCGCUGCGCCGCGCGGCGUGCGCGCCCGAGUCGCUCUCGGCGCUCGCCGUGCGCGACGACGGCCGGUUCGUCGGCGUCGGCACCAUGUUCAGCGGCUCCGUCGACAUCUACGUCGCCUUCAGUCUGCAGAAGCUAGCUAGGACAAAAAGGCCUCCCCUAAGUGUCGCGGGCACCGCACGGUCAGCAUCGCGAGCCCGCGCCGCGCUCGGGCAGCAGAAGGGCCUGCUGCAGCUGUGGACGCGCUCGGGCUCGCUGCGCCGCGCGGCGUGCGCGCUCGAGUCGCUCUCGGCGCUCGCCGUGCGCGACGACGGCCGGUUCGUCGGCGUCGGCACCAUGUUCAGCGGCUCCGUCGACAUCUACGUCGCCUUCAGUCUGCAGUGUCGCGGGUACCGCACGGUCACCAUCUUGAGCCCGCCGAAGCAGAAGGGCCUGCUGCAGCUGUGGACGCGCUCGGGCUCGCUGCGCCGCGCGGCGUGCGCGCCCGAGUCGCUCUCGGCGCUCGCCGUGCGCGACGACGGCCGGUUCGUCGGCGUCGGCACCAUGUUCAGCGGCUCCGUCGACAUCUACGUCGCCUUCAGUCUGCAGGUGAGGCGUUGA
This is a messenger RNA of Ostrinia furnacalis (Asian corn borer), 690 nucleotides long. RefSeq lists its product as uncharacterized. The transcript has 4 exons. The record is from RefSeq and is a predicted model, not a curated record. Gene Ontology annotation, cellular component: endoplasmic reticulum membrane. Gene Ontology annotation, molecular function: protein binding; guanyl-nucleotide exchange factor activity. NCBI's taxonomy places the organism in Eukaryota, Metazoa, Arthropoda, Insecta, Lepidoptera, Crambidae. Gene Ontology annotation, biological process: endoplasmic reticulum to Golgi vesicle-mediated transport. The coding region runs from base 1 to 690 and encodes 229 amino acids.